This is a messenger RNA of Thelazia callipaeda (thelaziosis nematode), 1182 nucleotides long. The record is from the annotation of a GenBank genome assembly. NCBI's taxonomy places the organism in Eukaryota, Metazoa, Nematoda, Chromadorea, Rhabditida, Thelaziidae.
AUGGAAACUGAAGCUAGUAGUUCAACAGGCUCAGUUACUAGUGUUAAUGACGAAAUUGAGUCAAAAAUAGCACCAGUAGCGCCUUAUGAAGUGAAUUCGAUGAUUCUUUGUAGCCAUACCGAUAAUCUUUUUUAUGAGGCAAAAAUAAUCGCAGUUAAAGUACAAACAAAUGGAGAAUACAUGUAUACUGUUCAUUACCAGGGAUGGAGUAAGCGGUACGAUGAAAACAUUCCUCAUAGUCGAACACCUUCACGAUUUCGUCCUUUUACACCGGAAAAUAUUGAACUUGCAAAGAUGGAAAUGAAAGAAGCAAAAGCUGCCUUAUCACCAAGGAAAAAAAAACCACCUAGAACAGAACUACGUCGUGGUUGUUCAUCUACACACUUGUCUGAUUCUUCAUCUAAUACGUCCCGUCCUGAUAAGUUUUCAGUCCGUCAAAGCAAGAAACAAGAAACGGAAGAUGAAGUAUCAGUUCCGGACAAACUGAAAGCUUUGCUGGAAAAUGAUCGUAAUUUAGUUGAGAGUAAGUCAAAGUUGCCAAGAUUACAUGGACGCUCAACAGUAUCACAAGUUAUGCAGGAGAAAAAGGAAGAAAUUGGACGAAAUAGAAAUCAGGACGAAUUUACAUUUCCAUACUUUUUGCCCACCACAAUUAAUCCAUUUGAGUAUGUUAUCUAUGUGCGGAAACUGGAUACCGUAUGUGCAGAAGUUAGAAUACACAAGGGACGAGCACGCUACUGGAGAAGUGUUGUUGCUGCGCUUGAUGAGUGCGUGGAUAAUCUGAAAAGCUUCUUUGAUUUAGUGUUAAUGUCUGAUGUACUGUAUCCCAACGAAAAGUUGCGUCAUAAAGAUCUUACGGAAGGGGAUUGCGAGAUAGUAGAGUUGGACAGCUUGUCAAAUUUUUUGAAUGAACCACGGGGACUCUACGCAUCAGAAUACUACGGCUUCAUCUACUUACUGCGACUACUCGUUAAAUUUCCACAAAUAAUUGAAUACAUGCCAUGUGACAAAGACUCAAAAAAUAUUCUUUCUGCUUUUGUCCAGUCAUUUAUCCGCUAUCUGGGUAACAAUUCAGAGAAAUUUUUUGAUCCUGAAUUAGAUUAUGAACCUAUCAGUGAAGACUACAAGCAACGACUUUUGCAGCAAAACUACAGCAUAUCAAAAUCCUCUGACGAUGUUUAA